AUGGCUUUGGAAAGGGAAUUAGCUCAGAAUGUCCUAUACUGUAAGGAUAUUAUGGAUCUUAUUCAAGAGGCUGGUUUAAUGAAGACUGUGACUCAAUUUUCAAAGUGCUAUGAGAUGUUGGUAAAGGAAUUUAUUGUUAAUUUGUCUGAAGAAUGUGUUGAUGGCAAGUCUAAGGAAUUCAGGAAAGUGUAUGUGAGAGGCAAGUGUGUAAAUUUCUCUCCUUUAGUGAUCAACAAGUAUUUGGGAAGGCCUGAUGAAGCUCAACCUGAGCUUGAGGUGACUGACAACAAAAUCUGUCAAGUUAUCACUGCUAAUCAGGUAAGGAAGUGGCCUCUCAAAGGAAAAUUGGUGGCAAGUAAACUGAGUGUCAAGUAUGCAAUGAUGCACAAGAUUGGAGCUGCUAACUGGGUGCCCACCAAUCAUAAAUCUACAGUUGCUGUAAUGCUUGGAAAGUUUAUAUAUGUUGUUGGAACCAAAGCCAAAUUUGACUAUGGCUCCUAUAUUUUUGAUCAAACUUUAAAGCAUGCAGGAAGCUUCAGUGUGAAGGGUCCUAUAGCCUUUCCUUCUCUCAUCUGUGGUAUUGUUUUGAAUCAGUUUCCAAACAUCUUAACUGAGAAUGAUUAUGUGAAGAAAAGAGACAUCCAUAUGUCUUUCAAUCAUAAGUUGUUCCUAGGUACCCAUGUCCCUGACAUUGUCAUGACAUCAGGUGAGACAUCACGUGUAAGCAAUCAGCCAGGUAAAGCUGCUGUCAUUGCAAUGCUCAAAGAAACCUGUAGGGAAUUAGAGGCAAGGAAGCUGAACUUGGAAAAAUUGAUUAGCUCUUUGGAGAUGACUGAAGGUGAUGUGCUAGCUGAUGGUGGUGAAUUUGGUGAAGCUGCUGCUGUUGCAGAAGAAGCUGAAAGACAAGGUGAAGAGGGAGAAGCAGAUGCCAGUCCUGAUGAUGGCACAGAUGAUGAUGCUGACUCUGAGUCAGAUGACUAG
Molecule: messenger RNA, 981 nt
Organism: Lathyrus oleraceus (garden pea)
Lineage: Eukaryota; Viridiplantae; Streptophyta; Magnoliopsida; Fabales; Fabaceae
Exons: 1
Coding region: 1-981 (326 amino acids)
Source: RefSeq, a predicted model, not a curated record